Messenger RNA from Salvia miltiorrhiza (redroot sage), 1300 nucleotides. Its product is annotated as glutathione S-transferase U17-like. Gene Ontology annotation, molecular function: glutathione transferase activity. The transcript has 2 exons. Lineage: Eukaryota; Viridiplantae; Streptophyta; Magnoliopsida; Lamiales; Lamiaceae. The coding region runs from base 371 to 1084 and encodes 237 amino acids. The record is from RefSeq and is a predicted model, not a curated record. Gene Ontology annotation, cellular component: cytoplasm. Gene Ontology annotation, biological process: glutathione metabolic process.
AUAAUUUUCAUCUAAUCCAAAUGCUAUAGUGCAGAUUUAAUAAUGUACGUCCUGUAGUGUAUUGGCAUCAAGAAUGUGCCACUUAUGGACUAAUCUCAAGAUAAUAAUAAAAUGAAAAAGAAUCUCACCAUUAAACAAUUCUUUUGAAUGAACAGAAAAGUUCACAAAAGAGGACGAGUGAAGUAGGUGGUUUAGUAUGAAAUUAUUGGUCUAAUCAUGCAACUUACUUUAAGAGAUUUGUUUUGAUCUUCAUUGGCUGGCAGAAUCAAACGGCUCCGCCUCGUACAUGUAGUGAAAAAAGAGGAAUUGAUGAGUUCAAAGUGAGAGACUUUUCAUAUGUCUAUAUAUAUAUAUAUAUAGCAGAGAUAAGAUGAGUGUAGCAUCAGCUAUGGCAACAGGUGGCAGUGUAAAGCUUUUUGGAGGGCCGGUGAGCCCAUAUGUCAACAGGGUUGUGAUGGCGCUUGAGAUGAAAUCUGUCGAGUACGAGUUAGUAGAAAUGUAUCCACACCAAAAACCCGAGCUUCUCAGCAAAAUCAAUCCCGUCCACAAGAAAAUCCCGGUGCUUGUUCAUGGUGAUAGGCCAAUCUGUGAGUCUCUCAUCAUUGUUCAGUAUAUUGAUGAAGCAUGGACUAAUGGCCCUUCCAUCCUUCCUACUGAUCCCUAUGACCGAGCCAUAGCUCGAUUCUGGGCUGCUUUUGUUGAUGACAAGUUUUUUCCAUUACUCAGGCAAAUGAGGGAGGCUGAUGGGGAGGAGGCUAAAAUGCUGGUUUUUGAGAAAGUAGUUGAAGCAUCUCUGUUGUUGGAGGAGGCAUUCAUCAACUGCAGUAAAGGCAAAGCUUUCUUUGGUGGAGAUAAUGUUGGUUACCUUGAUAUAGCUCUAGGGAGUUUUGUGGGACAUUUAAGGGCGAUGGAGAUGAUGAAUGCAGCUUAUAAAGUCCUCGACGAGACCAAGACUCCUCGUCUGGCCGCAUGGGCUGAGAGGCUCUACUCAGACAGCCUUGUUAAGGAUGUUAUGCUUGACCCUCAGGAACUUGCAGAGCGUCUCAAGAAGUUCCAUGCCAUGUCAAAACCUGAUUCUAAUUGAAACAUCGUUUUCUUUGUUUUAUCAUCGUUGUUGUUAUUGGAAAGAUUCUCCAUCUUUCCUCCACAUCAGAUGCUCUUUUCUACUGAAUUUGAUUCGAAUAAUGAGCAUUUUAAACUUACAAGCUUUGGAUAUUAACAAGUUGUUGAGGUGAUUCCAUUUACAGAUCAGUGUACUAUCUGUAAAAUUAUUGAUAAGCUUUUCAUUUAGUUUACUAAA